Molecule: messenger RNA, 2564 nt
Organism: Paramacrobiotus metropolitanus
Lineage: Eukaryota; Metazoa; Tardigrada; Eutardigrada; Parachela; Macrobiotidae
Exons: 5
Coding region: 69-2564 (831 amino acids)
Biological process (GO): positive regulation of kinase activity; carbohydrate metabolic process; cell surface receptor protein tyrosine kinase signaling pathway
Cellular component (GO): signaling receptor complex
Molecular function (GO): ATP binding; transmembrane receptor protein tyrosine kinase activity; hydrolase activity, hydrolyzing O-glycosyl compounds
Source: RefSeq, a predicted model, not a curated record
GCGGCAAUAGCUUGCGCAAAACCACGCGAUCUUCUUGACUGCGCCAUUUUCUUUAUCCGUGAGGAGCGAUGCUGGGCUCGAUGAGCUGGAUACGUUCAUACCGUCGACGCACACGUAUGCGCUGUUGGCUCAAAUCAACGCGCGACCGUACUAGUUUAAACACUAAUUUUCACUCAGUCUUUUCCAGUUUAGUUUUCUUGUUUGCCCUUGUUAAUCGCGCAGGAGCGAAAGCUCCACGGAUAAUCUUCCGAGACGACUUCGACGGGGUCGCACUGGACCUAACGCACUGGAAUUCCGCCAACACCAAGUCAAAUGUCAAUGGAGAGCGGCAAUACUACCGGUCGGAUAACGUCCAGGUGUCCAGUGGGACACUGCGUCUCAUUAGCCGGCGGGAGGCGUACGGCGGUUGCAAUUUCACUUCAGGGCUGGUGGAUACCCGCGAUAAGUUUAGCUUUCUCUACGGUGAGAUUGAGUGGCGGGCACGCGUUGCCGCCGAUGGUGGCAUCCAGCCACAGUUGUGGCUGCAGAAUCCGCAGUGCCACGACGGGGUACCCUGCAAUGGUUACGGGCCACCGUCUUUUAGUCCCAGGAUGGACGGCGAUCUUAAGCCAUCACACAGCCCCAGAGCGGUUGUCAAUAUACAUAAUUUGUCUCGCACGGUGAGAGAGAAAAUGGCGGAUCCAAAACAAGACCUUUCGAACGAUUUCCACAUGUACAAGAUAGUCUGGUCGCCGAAUGCGCUGCAGUGGCUUGUGGACGGAAAGCAGGUUCACUCUGUAUUAGGCCAGGAUAAGGUCCCCGCGGUGGCGCAGCAGGUGGUAAUGAAUGUCGCCGUUAAAGAAGAUUCUGCCGAUGAUCCCGGCAGCCUUACUCGCUUUCCCACUGAGUUCCUCAUCGACUACGUGGUGGUACGCCAGUACGAUAUCCUUAUAUUGUCAUCGGUCACCAGUGCGCCAAUCACUCAGGUAGCCACACCGGAGCCAACGGAGCCACCGGGGCUAGUCAUCGGCCUUGGAAGCCUAGGAGGAACGCUAGUCGUUACCGCUAUCGGCGUUCUUAUUCUUUUUAUGUGUUGGAAGCAGCGCCGGCGCCUGAAGCGCGGCAACAUGCGCAAGCGCACCGACACCCUGCCGAAAACCAAUUGUCACCGGGGGCAACUCGUUGAUGCAGACAAUGAGGAGGUCAUACCGGCUAUCCAACAAUAUAUCCACUUGUUGGAGAUCCCUUUAGCUAAUAUACAAGUUUGGGCUAUUGUUGGAAAGGGCAAGCAUGGUAUUGUCCGGAAAGGCGUGGCCACGGGGCUGCGUGGUCAGCCGCUGCCGACCCUGGUGGCCAUUAAGACGGCGCGUAAUACUACCAGCCCAGAGCAGCAACGACAAAUUAUCACAGAAAUGAAGGUUCUGACGCAAGCCGGCCGACAUCUCAAUAUAAUCAACCUCCUCGGUGCUGUCGUUAAAGGCGAAACACAUUUGCUAUUGGAAUAUGCGGAACACGGGUCUCUUUUGAAAUAUCUGCGGUUUCACCGGAGGACCGUUGCCCACAACUUCCCGAACGUAGUUCCGGUACUGCGUAACGACGAAGCGGAAGGAGGCCGCCAGCAGCAGUUUACUGUCAGCGAGAUUCCGAUGCCAGUCCUGCGUGCUGAAGUCGUGGACGGAGGAGUUUUAUCAGUGCAAAACUUGAUGGGCUUCGUCUUCCAGAUCAGCCGCGGUAUGGCCUACCUUAACAGCCGCUCUAUCAUCCAUUGCGAUCUGGCCGCGCGCAACAUCCUGGUCUGCCACGAUGGAGUGGUCAAGAUCGCCGAUUUCGGCAUGGCCCGGCAGGCGACAGAAUAUACCCUCCUUGCAGAACGCGUAAGGACUAUUCGUGGCAGACCACACGCAGGACUGGCAUCGGAAUCUCGCCGCCAGCAGCAGUUUACUGUCAGCGAGAUUCCGAUGCCAGUCCUGCGUGCUGAAGUCGUGGACGGAGGAGUUUUAUCAGUGCAAAACUUGAUGGGCUUCGUCUUCCAGAUCAGCCGCGGUAUGGCCUACCUUAACAGCCGCUCUAUCAUCCAUUGCGAUCUGGCCGCGCGCAACAUCCUGGUCUGCCACGAUGGAGUGGUCAAGAUCGCCGAUUUCGGCAUGGCCCGGCAGGCGACAGAAUAUACCCUCCUUGCAGAACGCAUCAGCCGCGGUAUGGCCUACCUUAACAGCCGCUCUAUCAUCCAUUGCGAUCUGGCCGCGCGCAACAUCCUGGUCUGCCACGAUGGAGUGGUCAAGAUCGCCGAUUUCGGCAUGGCCCGGCAGGCGACAGAAUAUACCCUCCUUGCAGAACGCGGAGCGCUGCCGUUGCGCUGGAUGGCGCCGGAGUCGAUCGAGCAGCGGACGUUCUCACAGAAGUCGGAUGUGUGGUCCUUCGGCGUCCUGACCUGGGAGAUUUUCAGUCUGAGCGAAGCGCCUUACACCUGUGACGGCCUAAAUUUCCGCAAUGGUACCGAGCUGCUCACCGCGCUGAUGGCCGGUGUCCACUUGGAACACCCGCCAGUUUGUCCUAACGCCGUGUAUGUGGGCAGGCGCAGUUAG